Capsicum annuum is the source of this 1819-nucleotide messenger RNA. Its product is annotated as 3-ketoacyl-CoA synthase 20. The transcript has 2 exons. Lineage: Eukaryota; Viridiplantae; Streptophyta; Magnoliopsida; Solanales; Solanaceae. Gene Ontology annotation, cellular component: membrane. Gene Ontology annotation, biological process: fatty acid biosynthetic process. The record is from RefSeq and is a predicted model, not a curated record. Gene Ontology annotation, molecular function: acyltransferase activity, transferring groups other than amino-acyl groups. Bases 92 to 1573 code for a protein of 493 amino acids.
UAUUUUGUAAGCUCAACACUCAUCAUACUCCAAACUUUCUUAAUAUUCUACUCAUAAAGGUUCUUCUCUUCUCUUCUCUUGUCUUCUAGCAAUGGCACAAAAUUCUCCUAAUGGAGAAACUCAACCAUCUAAGUUACCAAAUUUUCUUCUUUCUGUUAGACUCAAAUAUGUUAAACUUGGUUACCAUUACUUAAUAUCAAAUGCAAUUUAUCUCAUCAUUGUUCCAAUUCUUGUUGCUGUGGGACUUCAAUUAUCAACACUUACACUUGAAGACCUAAUGGCAAAUCUUGCAAUGUUGAAAUCUUAUUCAACCCUAGUUGUUUUUUUGGCCACAAUAUAUUUUAUGAGUCGUCCUAGGAACGUUUACCUAGUCGAUUUUUCGUGUUACAAGCCACAUGAACGUUACAUGAUAUCUAAAGAACGUUUAGUUGAAAAAUUAACAGAUAUUUUCGAUGAAAGUAGUUUGAAUUUUCAGAAGAAAAUAUUGUACAACUCCGGUUUAAGUGAUAAAACUUAUAUACCAGUCGAUAAAUGGAUCCCAUCGAAUUUUUCGCUUAGAAGUAACCAACAUCAAGCGAAAUUGGUUAUUAUUGGUGCUAUCGAUGAUUUAUUGGGGAAAACCGGAGUUAAAAUUAGAGAUAUUGGGUUUAUUAUUGUGAAUUCUAGUAUGUUUAAUCCAACACCUUCACUUUCUGCCAUGGUUGUGAACCAUUAUAAGCUUGGUGUCAAUGUGAUUACAUACAAUCUUGGAGGCAUGGGAUGCAGUGCUGGACUUAUUUCUGUGGACUUGGCUAAUAGGCUUUUACAGGGACAAGCCAACAGCUAUGCACUUAUAGUAAGCACAGAAAUAGUAUCAUCAGCCUUCUAUACUGGGAAUGAUAAAUCAAAGUUGAUACCAAAUAUGAUUUUUCGGAUGGGUGCAUCUGCUGUUCUCCUAUCGAACCGCUUCUCCGACCGUAGAUGGUCAAAAUAUCAACUGAUGCAUGUCGUCCGCACCCACAAAGGUGCAGACGACAGAGCGUUCAGUUGCGUGUUUCAAGACGAAGAAGAGGAUGGGAAAAAAGGCAUGUCAUUGUCAAAAGACCUAAUGGCAGUGGCAGGUGAGGCAUUAAAAACCAACAUUACAACUUUAGGCCCACUAGUCCUGCCGAUGUCCGAGCAGCUCCUCUUUUUCGCCUCGUUAAUAAUGAGGAACGUCUUAAAGAGGAAAAUCAAACCAUACAUCCCGGAUUUCAAGAUGGCAUUCGAGCAUUUCUGCAUUCAUGCAGGUGGUAGAGCUGUGCUAGACGAACUUCAGAAGAAUCUUGAUCUCUCCGAAACACUUAUGGAACCAUCCAGAAUGACUCUUUAUAGGUUUGGGAACACUUCAAGUAGCUCAGUGUGGUACAAUUUGGCCUAUUCAGAGGCUAAAGGGAGGAUAAAGAGAGGCGAUAGAGCGUGGCAAAUAGGUUUUGGAUCAGGUUUUAAAUGUAACAGUGUUGUUUGGCGCGCGCUGAGGACAGUCAAUCCAGCAAAAGAGAAGAAUGCAUGGACAGAUGAAAUCGAUGAUUUCCCGGUUAAAGUUCUACGCUGAUGUGUAAUACUGGAACUGUAAAACACAAUCAAAAUCAGUCUAGCAUGUUUAAUUGUGCAAACAAUUAUUUGUACAAUCUAUUUGUAUGAGAAAUUGAAGCCAGAUGUAGCACUAGUAGGUUGUUCGAAUUUCAAUUUCAUUACAAGAUUUCAGUCAGAUUGGUGACUUGGAUUUCAAUUUUUUCAUUUCAAUGUUAGCUCAUAUAUUCAUGAUCUAUAUGUUGAAGGAAACUACCUUGUUCUUGAA